Phytophthora nicotianae INRA-310 is the source of this 1807-nucleotide messenger RNA. RefSeq lists its product as hypothetical. Gene Ontology annotation, biological process: transport. Bases 67 to 1110 code for a protein of 347 amino acids. The record is from RefSeq and is a predicted model, not a curated record. The transcript has a single exon. NCBI's taxonomy places the organism in Eukaryota, Oomycota, Peronosporomycetes, Peronosporales, Peronosporaceae. Gene Ontology annotation, molecular function: transporter activity.
CAAAUAUCUCCUCCCGGCAGAGAUAAACCAGGUCGGAAGAGUUCGUCAGUCGUGUCCCCCGCCGCCAUGCAGCUGCAGACGCUGGCGUACGCCAUCUCGGGCGCCUUCACGCUGCUGGCCAUUAUCCUGUCCGGGUGGCUCAUCUGGACGCACUUACUGUAUAACCCAUCGGCGGGCAUUCGCAAGCACGUGAUCCGCAUCCUCAUGAUGGUCCCAAUUUACGCGUUAACGUCCUACAUGGCGCUGGUAUUCAACGAGUCCAAGCUGCUGUUCGAGACUGUGCGUGAUCUGUACGAAGCCUUCGCGCUCUAUUCGUUCCACUGCUUCCUGGUCGAGUAUCUGGGCGGCCAGUCCGUUCUAGCCAGCACUAUGCGCUCCAAGCCGCAGAUGACACACGUUUUCCCCUUCUGCUGUGUUCAGCCCUGGUCCAUGGGCGGCAAGUUCCUGCGUCAGACCACCAUCGGUAUUUUGCAGUAUAUUCCGAUUAAACUGCUCAUGAGCAUCGUCAUGCUCAUCACGAGCUUGGCAGGUGUGUAUGGAGAGGGUGAGCUCAUGAACCCUUUGGUGAGCUACGGCUACGUAUGCUUCAUCCUCAGUGCGUCACAGACGUGGGCGCUUUACUGUCUACUGAUCUUCUUCCACGGAGCCCACGAGGAGCUGCAGCCCAUGCGGCCGUGGCCCAAGUUCCUGGCCAUUAAGGCAAUUAUUUUCUUUACGUACUGGCAGUCGAUCAUGAUUAGUGGACUUGUGAGUGUCGGCGUCAUCUCGGAGAAGUGGCAUAUCGGCUGUCCGGACUGCUGGGACGCGCAGAAAAUUGCUUCAGCGCUGAAUGACUUUGUUAUUUGCGUCGAGAUGCUGGGGUUUGCCAUUGCUCACCAUUACGCCUUCGCAAUUGAAGACUUUUUGUCGCCGUCGGGUACGGCAGGUGUUAGUGUGCCGUCUUCGAACGUCAAGGCACCGCUACUGGCCAAUUUCAUGGACGCCAUCAACGUUACGGACGUGUCGACGGACCUUAAGAACUCCCGUAAUGAGAUUCUCACCAAGAAACAGGCACUGGCUGCCAAGUUUGAGCGCCUCAACUCGUCCUCACCUGGCGGCGGCAUGUUUUGAAGCGCUCUCCUGCCGUGCCAAUUAAUGAAAGGAUAGCGUCAAAUAAGGGAGCGAUACAGUAAGCAACACGCCUAAUUAUUACAUUUGGAUUUGUACGUUACGGUGGCUUUGGACUCUAAAGCUUAGAGAAACUACAACACGGUUGAGUUAGAGUGGAAUUAGAGUAGACAAAGAGAAUGAACAAGAACGUUUAUGGUAUGCGGCACAAGACGAUCGAUGACACCGACCAAAAAGACAUUUUCUUUGCGGGGCGGGUCGAGGCCCCGUCUUCUAACACCGAGAGAUUUACAAUCCUGUUUCCUGUUGCUGCGACUUCCCCUACUAAGUACUUUAACUACUACGACUUCGUCAGUUCAGCUACAACCACUUUCUUCAUUAUGUUCCGCGUUUGAAAAAGCGCAGCACAACAGGCCGCUUGACGGCGCGCAAAGUCGCCAUUGACGAGUGGAACGUCGAGCCACUGAUCUCCAUGGGUCCAAUCCAAGUGAGCACGUCUCCUACCGACACCUUGUGCAGCAUGGGGCCGCCCGAAUCCAUAUCCACUUUUGUCACCUUUGGUACAUCGUUGUCCGAGCUAAAUACCAGCCCAAGGUUGGCAUUUUCCCUCCAGAUGAGUUCGUACUCGCGGUCCUUUAGCGCUGGUCCACGAGGCAGCGUCUGAUCAGACUCAUCGCUUCGCAUUGAAGCAUACGCCGCG